Molecule: messenger RNA, 1532 nt
Organism: Cucurbita pepo subsp. pepo (vegetable marrow)
Lineage: Eukaryota; Viridiplantae; Streptophyta; Magnoliopsida; Cucurbitales; Cucurbitaceae
Product: isocitrate dehydrogenase [NAD] regulatory subunit 1, mitochondrial
Biological process (GO): isocitrate metabolic process; tricarboxylic acid cycle
Cellular component (GO): mitochondrion
Molecular function (GO): isocitrate dehydrogenase (NAD+) activity
Source: RefSeq, a predicted model, not a curated record
AUUUUCUCUCCAUUAGACUUUCCCAUUCUGCCAGUACUUUACCGGUUCCGGCGACCCCUCAUGAUCCAUCCCAGUUGUUAGCUCACCGUUACACCGCCGGAACCCUAAACAUCCUGAUUCUUAAAAACUCUUCUUAACCGAUGGCUCGACGAUCCGUUCCCAUCAUCAAGCAGCUCCUCUCCAAAUCCAGCUCUUCCGAAAAUCCAGCCCUUUUGUCUUCAUGUUUCAAAUCCAAAAUCGAUGCUCAAAAUCGAUCCGUCACUUACAUGCCCCGACCAGGAGACGGCGCUCCGAGAGGCGUGACCUUGAUUCCCGGAGAUGGAAUCGGUCCCUUGGUUACUGGUGCAGUGGAGCAAGUCAUGGAUGCGAUGCACGCCCCUGUUUAUUUUGAAAAGUUUGAGGUUCAUGGCGACAUGAAGAAGGUGCCUCAAGAAGUAAUGGACUCGAUUAAGAGGAAUAAGGUGUGUUUGAAGGGAGGUUUGGUGACUCCUGUUGGCGGCGGUGUGAGUUCGCUUAAUGUUCAGCUGAGGAAAGAGCUUGAUCUUUAUGCGUCGCUUGUCAAUUGCUUUAAUCUCCCCGGGCUUCCUACCAGGCACGAGAACGUGGAUAUUGUUGUGAUUAGGGAAAAUACAGAGGGUGAAUACUCUGGUUUGGAGCACGAGGUCGUUCCUGGAGUUGUGGAAAGCCUUAAGGUGAUAACAAAGUUCUGUUCUGAGCGUAUUGCUAAAUAUGCUUUUGAGUAUGCUUACCUCAACAACAGAAAGAAAGUUACUGCUGUGCACAAAGCAAAUAUCAUGAAACUUGCUGAUGGUCUCUUUCUGGAAUCUUGUCGAGAGGUCGCCACAAAGUAUCCUGGGAUAAAGUACAAUGAAGUUAUUGUAGACAAUUGCUGCAUGCAACUGGUCUCAAAGCCUGAGCAAUUUGAUGUUAUGGUGACACCCAAUCUAUACGGAAAUCUGGUGGCAAACACAGCUGCUGGUAUAGCUGGUGGCACAGGAGUUAUGCCGGGAGGAAAUGUUGGUGCCGACCACGCUGUUUUUGAGCAAGGAGCUUCAGCAGGAAAUGUGGGGAAUGAUAGGAUAGUGGAACAAAAGAAGGCAAACCCGGUAGCGCUGCUCUUAUCAUCUGCCAUGAUGCUGAGACAUCUCCAGUUUCCAUCUUUUGCCGAUCGAUUAGAAACAGCCGUGAAGAAGGUGAUUUUCGAAGGCAAGUACCGAACCAAGGACCUCGGAGGACAGAGCACGACGCAGGAGGUUGUCGAUGCAGUCAUAGCUGCUUUAGAUUGAUGAUCAACCAAAGGAGAAUAGCUUUAUCCUACCAUUUAUUCAUAAAACAGUUUUAGAAUUUUGGAGUCGUCAGAAUUCUGCCCAGUUUCCUGAAGAAUCAGGAAAGAAAAGAAGAUUUGUUUCAGUUUUCCCAAGCAUGAGAGCUGUGAAUGCGUUUCUUGUUCCAAUAAUCUCAAUUUUAAGACAUCAAUUUGUGCUGUUGUAUUAGAAUUGCAAAUCUGAAAGAGAGCAAUUUUAAUUUACUUG